Anopheles maculipalpis is the source of this 2016-nucleotide messenger RNA. RefSeq lists its product as uncharacterized. The transcript has 2 exons. Bases 1 to 2016 code for a protein of 671 amino acids. The record is from RefSeq and is a predicted model, not a curated record. Lineage: Eukaryota; Metazoa; Arthropoda; Insecta; Diptera; Culicidae.
AUGAAUAACCCUACCAUCGCCGAGCAACCUGUGCCCUUCACAUGCUCAUCAAACGUCGCCCAAACUUCCAAGACUGUGUUGUUGCUCACUGCUGUCGUGAAUGUGUAUGAUAAGUGGAAUAUGCCGCAUCUCUGCCGCGUUCUGUUGGAUACUGGCUCACAAGUCAAUUUUGUGACCGAAGAGCUAGCUCAUCGUCUUCAACUUCCUGUGAAACCAGCUAACGUUCCGAUUACGGGUAUUAACGCGCUACGCACACUAGCCCGUGAUAAAGUGGAGUUGAAAAUAAGAUCACGUGUCUCCUGCUACGAAGUGAAUCUCGAGUGUUUGAUAACCCCUAAAGUGACCGGUACCAUUCCAACAUCCAACGUGAACAUCGACCUUUCGCUGUUACCCAUCGGAACCAUGCUAGCAGACCCAAUGUUCUUCAAGCCGCAAAAGGUAGAUAUGUUGAUCGGAGCCGAGUUGUUCUUUGAAAUCCUGAGGCCGAACCAACUUGAACUUGCAGCCAAUAUGCCGAUGCUACGAGAGACACAUUUCGGAUGGAUUGUGUCAGGAACCGUUGAAGAUCCACAGGAACACGUUUCCACUCAGCGAUCCUGUCAUGCAUCGGUAGAAGAUGUCGAAGAAAUGAUGCAAAGGUUCUGGCAAGUUGAGGAAGUUCCAAGCGCCUCUAAGCUUUCCAAGGAGGAGCUAGAUUGUGAAGCACAUUUCAUAUCUACCUACCAACGAGACGAAACCGGCAGAUUUAUAGUCAGACUACCCUUCAACGAAAGCUUGGAUCAACUAGCCGACUGUCGAGCACUCUCCCUAAAACGGUUUCUAAUGCAGGAGAAGAGACUGAUCCGCAACACUGAGCUACAAGAGCAGUAUAAAACGUUCCUUGAAGAAUAUGAAGCUUUAGAACACUGCCGAGAAGUGCGUGAGGAAAAUGAUCCUCCAAACCGCCAAGUCUACUAUAUGCCGCACCACGCAGUUCUCCGUCCAUCGAGUUCCAGUACCAAAUGCCGCGUCGUGUUUGACGCCAGUGCUAAGCCGUCACCAUCCCAACUGUCAUUGAACGAUGUACUUCAGGUUGGUCCUGUUGUACAGAACGACCUGUUCUCUAUCGUACUGCGCUUCAGGAAAUUCAGGAUUGCCUUUUCUGCCGACAUUAGUAAGAUGUAUCGCCAAAUACGCCAUGCCGAAGAUGACCAACGAUUCCUGCGAAUUUUCUGGCGAAGUGACCCGGCGCAUCCCAUGCGAGUUCUUGAACUGUGCACUGUUACCUAUGGCACAGCUUCCGCGCCAUACCUGGCUACAAGAUGUUUGGUACAACUUGUAGAAGAAGAUGGUGGUGCCUUUCCUUCAGCGUCCCGAAUAGUGAAAGAAGAAACGUACAUGGACGAUGUACUUUCCGGAGCAUCAUCAGUGGAAGCUGCAAUCGAAGCGCAGCAAGAACUGAAACAACUCCUUCUGCGAGGUGGCUUUCCGAUCCACAAGUGGUGUUCCAACUCAACCGAGUUUCUCGAACAAAUUCCCGAAGCAGACCGUGAAAAGAAGAUCCAGAAUGCUGAAAGAGACAUCAAUGAGACCAUCAAGGUGCUAGGUGUGUCUUGGGAUCCGAAUGCAGACACACUAUCCGUAAUGAAUCCUACCAGCCCGCCAACGCCAACUGAUCCUGUGAAGCAUCAUGUCACCAAGAGAAUGCUGUAUGCUGCCAUAGCCAAAAUGUUUGACCCUCUUGGAUUAGUAUCACCCGCUCUGGUACUAGCCAAGCUUCUGACGCAACGAUUGUGGAAACUAAAAAUCAGCUGGGACGAGCCGGUCGACGAAGCAACACAUCGAGAGUGGCAAGAUGGCAACCAGCCACAGAUGAAAUGGAAGAUGGGUAAAGUUACAUCCGUCUUCCCUGGUAACGACGGUUUAGUUCGAGCCGUCGAUGUGUUCAGCGGAGGAUCUACCUAUCGUCGCAGCAUCAACAAGAUUGCGCUGCUACCAAUUGACGAUAAUACGCCCGUUCCUAACAGCCAACCAUAA